Molecule: messenger RNA, 1003 nt
Organism: Pecten maximus
Lineage: Eukaryota; Metazoa; Mollusca; Bivalvia; Pectinida; Pectinidae
Exons: 6
Coding region: 122-991 (289 amino acids)
Source: RefSeq, a predicted model, not a curated record
GGUAACCAGAGCAGGUAGCCUGAGUGAAUGCCAGGACUGUGAUGAAUGAGUGCCAUCAUUGCAUUCAUAUUUGUUUGUCAUGAACAUCAAAAAGCACAUUUCAGGCUAUUUAUGAUUGAAAAUGGGAGUUGAUUUAGCCGUAUACAGAGUAAGAAUUGGGAAGUUUGUACAUAGAAACACUGAACAAGGCCUGUCUAAUAUAGUUUACCUGCUGAAAGCCAUUGCCAGUGUGAGACAAGAGAUAGUAAGGAUCUGUCGCUGGAAGGGAACAGUUUCCUUUAUUCAACUACUUCUUCUGGCACAGGGAGUGGAACCAAACCCGGGACCUCAAGUCAAGGAUGAACAGGCUGUUGCAGCUGGUGGCAGUGACCCUGACACAGUACAUGUAUCUAGAGAGACUUUAAGCAAAAUAGUUUCGGAUCUUGUCCAGGGUGGAAAAACAGAAACCAUGAUGUCUGCUCGUCCCCAGGGAGAGGCUUCUGGAAAAAUGAUGUCUGCUCGUCUCCAGGGAGAGGCUUCUGGAACAAUGCUGUCUGCUCAUCCCCAGGGAGAGGCUUCUGGAACAAUGAUGUCUGUUCGUCCCCAGAGAGAGGCUACUGGAACAAUGAUGUUGGCUCAUCCCCAGGGGGAGGCUACUGGAACAAUGAUGCCUGCUUGUCCCCAGGGAGAGGCUAUAUUGAUGCAAUAUCAGGAACAGAACAUUAGGAAAUUGAAUGUAUCAUUUCCAGGAGCAGAAACCGGUGUCCUUGAUGAUAACAACACUAUUAAUAUCACUAAAUCAGAGAUGGAUGAUGAAACCAAAGCCACGCUAAAAGAAUUCAACCAAACGGUUAAGACAAUGAACCAAUGGAAGCCACAGCAAAAGCCACUAGAAUCAUCUUCAACUCAAAGCAACAUCCCAACAAGUAAGGAAAGCAGUACAAGACAGACUAAACAUAGAAAGGAAGACAGAGAAGUGUCAGCCACACGGAAACACUUAGAAGGCAAGUAAAAUGAAAAUAUG